This is a messenger RNA of Spea bombifrons (plains spadefoot toad), 890 nucleotides long. It is a transcript of the gene MXRA7, whose product is annotated as matrix remodeling associated 7. The coding region runs from base 113 to 754 and encodes 213 amino acids. The transcript has 4 exons. Lineage: Eukaryota; Metazoa; Chordata; Amphibia; Anura; Pelobatidae. The record is from RefSeq and is a predicted model, not a curated record.
AAGGGUAGCUGGGAGGAGGAAAAGGAUCAUUUCCCUUAGCAGCUCCAUCAUUCUCCCAUCUGCUCAGCUCCUGCCAGGACUGAGAACAAAAGCCUUCUCAUCGCAAGUCAGUAUGGAAUACGAAGAUGACUACUCCUUGGCAGUACCGCUGAUUUUUACUGUGUUAGCUGUCAUAGUAGCCGCAGUCCUCAUCAAACUACGAUCUGGAGGGGAAAAGCAGCAAGCGGAGGCGCCCCAAGAAGAGGAGAAGUCCAAAGUGACUGAGCACAUAGAAGAAGAGGAGAUACAAAAGGAGGAAAAGGGAGAUGAUCGUGAAGGGGGUGUGAGACCACAAACAGAGGGAGUCCCAGUGGAAGAAGUUGGGGCAAGUGAGGAGCUUCCUCAAGAAAGCAUAAAAGAUAACGAGACAGAAGACGAACAAUGUAUUGUCCAGGAGAGGAGGGCAUCCAACCAUUCCAGCCAAGAAGAAGAGGACAGUAAGGACGAGGACUUUGAAGUAGAAAGUGAUAAAAUAUUGAAGAUCAGUGAGGCUGAUGAUGCAGAUGAUGAAGAUUUCUCCUUUAAAUACUGCCCAGGAAAACUGCGUGGGAGUGAGUAUGAGAAAAUGCUGACCAAGGACGAGUUGGAGGAAGAACAGAGGGUACAGAGAGAACAGCUGGGUGCCAUUUUCCAAAUGAUGGAGCAAAACCAGGAGACUUUUGGGAAGAUGUCUGACCAUGAUGUCAAGGACCAGCUGAAGCUCUACAAUAUGUAGCCGGAAAAAAGUUACAAAGCAGGGCAGGCUCUACUGGUAAAUUGCAAUGUUGCUGGCAUGAUUUGAUGUUGCAGGAAAUAUAAUAAUGCUCUAUUUUUAGCAAGAUUAUUAUUACUGGGAAUUUCAGGUUACAAAA